CCAUUUUCUCUGUGUGUAGGUUAUUGCACAUAGGAGUGCAUGAGUAAUGCUGGAGAGAGAGAGUGAGAGGGGAAUAUUGGCCUCUGUGCAGAUGAAUGAGUCCUAAGCUGGCAGACUUUCAGCACGUGCUGGGAAAUGUGAGAUGAUGGUCAAAAGGACUAACAAGUACACCAUUGCUUAACAGUAUACAGUUUGAUACAUGGGAUUUAUAUAAAGUCUGGACAUCUUUGUGUGUAUGAAAGGUUUAUCUGAGAGAGGAGGAAACUGUCUCUGAAUUGAAUGGAUUUUUUUAAUUCUUCAAAUAUGUGCAAAACUGUGUGGGAAAUUUAAAAUUAUGCCUGAUUUGCUGAGGAGAGGGUUUAUCAAACAAUUGGAUUUAUUGGAGAGUGGAUACAAAAUAAAAUUUAACCAAUUCUAAAAGCCUGAUAUGUUUGAGCAGGACUUUUAUUGCAGGCAGAGCUCUGAGGAGGGACGGAUGGAGUCAGAGGUAGAGGCUGAUAGUGACCAUGAAGACGUGGACAAUGACCUUGGGCACGGGCACUGGAUGGGUUACUCAGAUGACCCCAGCAAGAGUCUGGAUUCUGAUGACACAGGAACAGUUCGCAGAAAAAAGAAAACUGUCGUGACUCCUAAAAUGGCGAUGGAGAGUUUCCGAUCUUCAUUUCUCAACACUGAUGAGAAUCAAGAUGUCAAUCUGGAUGCCAUUUUGGGAGAACUUUGUGCCCUGGAAUCGCAGCUCAGCUGUGCUCAGUCUGAUCUCUACAGGCGCUCACAAGAUCACCCCUCAGGACUCGCCAAAGAUGAACAUCGAGACAGCGGCAAUGACCUCGCUCAGGCGGAACUCGAUGCCCUCGCCUCAGAGAUCACGCAGAGUCUGGCGUUCAGACACAGUCUGCCCUCCGACCAUAAUCACGAUUUCAUGCAUGGGCAGUUCCUGACCAAACAUGGCUCCUGUAACGAUAUUGCCAACGACAGUGGAGAGACGGACUCCGCUUUCUCUGAGAACGCCUCGCUUCCAUCCUCUGAGUCCUUUACUUCUAUGGUUACCGUGUCUUCAAUGGCAGAGACGUACGCUCACCCUGACACUUGUAGCAUGGUCAGCAAUGCCAGCACCAUCACCCCUCUUUCUGUGCAGGCAUGUGAGAUGCAUGCUCUUCUUACAUCACACCUAAGUCUUUAUGAAGAAGAACUCACCAAAGAGAAUUACUCAAUAGAAGAACAUAAAGCCAAGCUACAAGCUGAGAAAAUUCGGAUUGCGCUGGAGAAAAUAAAGGAAGCAAAGAUUCGCAAAUUGUUCGUGCGAGCGUUUGGUAAAGAUGGCAGCAGUAAGAGUAUACUUGUGGACGAGAAGAUGUCCAUCUCAGAUGUGUGCAGCAUACUCGCCGACAAAAAUCACAUACGACUCAAUUCCAAACUCGCAGUCAUUGAGCACAUGCCAGAGUUACUCAUGGAGCGUAUAUUGGAGGACCAUGAUACGCUGGUGGAGAACAUGGUCAUGUGGACAAGAGACACUCAUAACAGAAUAUUGUUUGAGGAGAGAGAGGAGAAGAAUGAUUUAUUUAGGCAUCCAGAGAAAUAUUUGCUGAUGAGUUCCUCUUCUGAGAAAGGUGCUUCUCUUGAUCCUGGUAGAAGACACAAGCUGAUUAUGGAGUUCUUUGGUGGGGGAGGUAGACAAGUUCCAGAAGUUGAGGGAGUGAUGUACCUUAAAUCCGAGGGUAAAAAGGCCUGGAAGAAAUACUUCUUUGUGCUGAGGUCCUCGGGUCUGUACUACAAUCCAAAGGGUAAAAUUAGCAAGGCAUCCAAAGAUUUAGUCAGCAUGGUGAACUUUGAUUUUGUGGACGUUUACCGAGGGCUUGGUUGGAAGAAGAAAUACCAUGCCCCCACAGAUCACUGUUUUGCUCUAAAGCAUCCACAAAUCCAGAAGAAAACGUCUAAGUAUAUUAGGUACUUUUGUACUGAAAACAAGAAUGCUCUGGACCAAUGGAUUAUGGGUAUUAGGAUCGCCAAGUAUGGCCACCAGUUGUUGGAUAAUUAUGAAAAACUUCGACAUGAAAUUCAAAUGUGGGAUUAUCGUGAAAUGCGCAGUAGCGUGUCUGAAGUAUCAAGUGAAGCACUAGAAUUAAAUCCGGAUGUGAAAGACAGUCGACUGUCUAUGCCAGAGCCUAGAUCCAGGAAUUCAUUAGUGUAUGUACAAAACUCCAGUUUUACGACCCACGGUAAUGUGUUAGAACAUUCAGAGGAUCUAGUGGGACCAGAAUCGCAAAAAACAACACUCAGCAGUCAGAGUUCACUCGAACUGCCACCGAGCGGUGGACUGCAGAAAACUCAUACUAAACGUGUGUCAUUCAGUAAUACUCCCAGUGUGAUUAACGCAGACUCAGACACCGAGAUGAGGGUCAGACAUCGAGAUUCCAUUACGAGCGCCUCCACGGAUUCCAGCGAGGACUCGACCUCCAGUGGUGAGAGCAGACACAGUGCUAAUUCAUCGGCUUCUCGUGGGAAAUUCCGGGCCAAACUUCCUGUGACCACAGGAACCACACGUCAGAUUUCUGAAAUGGUGCAAGUUGCUUAUGAAGGAAGUUCAAUUUCUUCGUGUGAGUCAGACACUCGAGCCGGUGGUCAUGAGAGGAAAUCUUCUCUAGUGAAACACGGCGAGAAGGAGAAGUCAAGAUCUUCUGGUCAUCGACACGAAAGGAAAAGUUCUGAUGGAAGUAUAGAGAGAGAAUAUCGCACUCUGAAGAAUGUGUCACCUCAACAUACUCUGUCACAUCGAGCCCCGCCCUCACCCCCUCCCCUGAAGUGUCCACUCAAUUACCAAAGUAUACAGGAGGAUGAGGAGGUGUGGCAGAGGAAUGAGAAUUUUGUCCCCACCAGCACCUACCCCUACCAUCCACCCCAACAAAUACCAGGCCAAAUGUCAAUGCAUAAAAUGCCCAUGUCUCCCCAGCUUCCAAGGGUGUAUUCUGAUCCUUCUCAGGAGAGAUGCAUGUCUCCUCCUCCACAGGAGAGGUUCAAGUCCCCUCCUCCUCCCUCUCACAGUAGGAUCAUGUCUCCCCCAUCCCAUCACAGAGUGCUAUCCCCCACUUCAGCCCCGACAGAUCCUUGGGAAUAUCGAACUGACCUUCCUCCCCCUCCAGGGGCUAUGUUCUCUCAUGGCGAGCCUGGAGGCAGGCCACAGGGAUUGGGAUCACAUACUUAUCAAGAGCAAAGGCUCUCUAAGCACACUGUGGCAGCCCCCAAAACUGUAUCCCCAAAGGUGCCUCAGAGCUUGAGUCAGUCACCUCCUCCACCCAUGCCACCCCCAGCACCAAUGGCAAAACCUCCCUCCCCUGGGGCUUUACCAUUUCACCCACCCCCUCUCACCAGCCUCUCCAACCCCAUGUUCAAGCAGGCUAAUGUUUUAUCAGAGGAGUGUGACAGUAAUGCAUCUUCUCCUUGCCCCUCAGAAUCUUCACCCACCACUCCUAGGAGUAUGCUGGCAAUGCCCCCUGCUAUGCCGCUUUUACAAAAUCAGUAUGUUAGCUUACAGUCAGGUGCCAUGAACCUCAGUAAAGCGCCUCAAAAGUCAGGACCAGAGGUUGCAUCUGAUCCACCUAUGUCUCCUAUGUCUGCACCCCAGCCUAGCCCCCCUGCUGGGUCCAUGGCCUCCCCAUCACCUAUGAGCCAAUCAAAAUCACAGAAAAACUACCCACCACCUUUGUCUUGUGGGACCACAAGGUCAUCGGCCAGCUCAGGGGUGAUGUCCCCUGUAAGUCCCAUGUCCCCCGCCCUAGUCCAGUCACCUCAGAUGAGGAACAGUGCACACGGUUAUGAACAUUUUGAUCAGGUCAGAGUGAGGCCAGGGUCACAGGGGAGUAGGGGAUCUACGGGGAGCAAUAUGUCAAGAACUUCAUCCGGAGGAUCUGUCAACUGCUAUCCACCCCCUCCUCCAAACCCUGGGGCUCAGCCCAUGUCCCCCAGAUUAGAUGACAGUGGUAAAUCAUUGCCGUUUUUGGAUGAAUUAUCAAAACGAUCUAGUACUGGGCCUCCUAAAAAGGUGCCUCCACAGACAUUGCCUAAACCAACAGAAGGGGGACAUAACUCAAACAUGCAAAAUAUCAAUGGUGCUACAACUACACUGACUAAUGGGGUCACCCCACAUAACCACAAGCCUGAGGGGGUCAGGCCAAAUAGUGCUCCCAUCAAGAAGGGGGUGCCACCACCCCCUCCCAAACGCAGCGAAACUACAAGACUGUCAUCAGACGUAUCUAAAGUGAAGGACCAAGAUAAUGUAGUGCCAAGUGUUCACGAUUCGUCGAUAUAUGAGAACUCUCAAGAGUGCGAGGGGAUUAUGGACAUUAACGAUCUUCCCCCACCCCCUCCCGAACUCUUAGCGGGUCUAGCCAGUGACGGUAAUGUCAAGCGGGGUAAACCCCCGCCCCCUCCUCCAAAACGAAGUCGUGAAACUCAUUUAUCACAACAGACAUGAUGUAAGGAUUCUGUGUUUUAAUUGUAUUUUUUGAAUGUUAUAUGAUAAUUGUACUCUCCACCUGCAUAAAAUGUGAAAUAGAGUAGAUAUGUAUGAUGUUAAUGUUUGUAUUUUAAAGAUUAGAUCUUUGAAAAAAAGAGAAAAAACAGUUCCAUUUUUUGAUUUUAUGAAGAAGAAAAUGUUGGCUGUCUUAUUUCUUUUUUAAAAGAGAGGGUUGUAUUUUUAUACUUCCAUUUUAACAGAUAUAAUUGUUGAAUCACUUUGUUGGUAAACAUUUGAUGCUAACUUUUAAAAAUUCCUGUUUUAUGAAUAAUUUUGUUUUGACAUGGUUGGAAAGCCAGUGUUUCAUUUUAUUAUGUAUUCUUAAAAGAGUUCAGACAAAUCUGUUCGGGGAAAGUUUAAAAAAAAAUCAAAAUUACAAAUAUCUGAAAUCAAGAAAGAGAUAUUGCCGUCUAAAUCAGUACACAUGUACCAUGCAGUUAAGUGCUUUUGUUUUCUAUGUGUUGUGGAAAGUUUUGUGGUUAUAUAUAACUAUAAUUAUAUACUUCAGUGUCUCAAUCAAAAUGAAUUUUGUGGCAUCUGUGUGCUUUGAUCAUAUUUUUGUGAGUGUCUUCUGUUUAGAAAUAAUACAGAAAUGCAGGAUGGGACAAAAAGUCUGCUUCAAAUAUAAUCAAUACAUUUGUAUACCUAUAAUGUACAAUGUAUUUAUGAGGUGAUCAAACUAUUUUAUACUGUUAAGUCUAGUCAUUAAUUUGCCAUGUUUUUACAGAAAAUAUAACUGUAUGAAGAGAAAUUGCCAAUAUCUUAAUUAUGAUGAAAAAAUAUCAAUGAUUAAAAUGCUUCACUGCAUAUUGAAGGAAUAGACAUUAUUUCUAAAAAUAUCCAUGAUGAUAUGAACAAGUAGACAUAAAGUAAGUUCUUUUUUUUUGGGGGGGGGGGGUGCAAUUCCCUGACUUCUUGUUGUGUCCCCCCUUAGUUAUUGCUUUACUUUUUUAAUCAGCUCAAGCUGUUGCCAUGACAACCCUCAGUGACCAGUAUUGUAAUUGCAGCCCCUGCUAUAAAACUUUCAAACCUUCAAGGCUUUACUUGUGGAGUUUGUACAAAGGAGGAACUAUUUUAGAAGAACAUAUACUGUGCUUUUACAAAAAGCAACAUAUUAUGCAAUAUUUCUUUUUAUAUCUUUGUAAAUUUUUCUGAGUGGAAGUUAAUGGCUGUUGAACAAAAAAUGAAGUUAGGUAAACAUGUUAUAAUUUGGUGCAGUUGAUACAGUAUUAAAUCAUUAUAUUAUCAGUCAUAUCAUAUAAAACUUUAUAGAUAAAAGUCAAUUGUAGAGUUAUAAACCACCUUAGAUCGCCAAAUUCAAUAUUGCUAACAAUGCAUUUACUUAUUUAAGGUUAUUGUUUUCUUUUUAGACAUCAAAAAAUCAUUGAAGUUAUUUCUUGCUAAAAUUAAAUACCAAUUUUUUCCAGUAAAAAUGGCAACCACUUGGUUUGAAGUCUUUUUUUUUUUUUUUAAAAAAACCUUAAUACACCUCUUUAACUUUCAAGUUCUUAAAAAUGAGUCAAAAAUGAGUGUGCUAUAUUUAAUCAUGAUUUUCAUUUUAAGGGUUUUACUUUUUACAGUUUAUUUUAUAUCAUCAUAAACUUUGAAAUUUUUCACAAUCACUUUAACAGCCCAGUGCUUCAUUCAUUUCUAAGAUAUCAGAAAAUUGACACCAAAUCAUGAAAUUCAUGUUGAUAUUUUAAAAAAAAAUUGUGGGGGGGGGGGUUAAAGUAGACAAAUAAAGAAUUGAUCUUUAUGCAGGUUUAAUUUAAAAUAAAACCAAGGGUAACUGGUUGUCAUUUAUACACAUACCAUGGUAAUACCAAAGCUGAUUGUGAGUAGAAACGCUGUCCUUUAUUUUUGAGAGCUUUUCUCAAGUAAUGUUCCAUAGUUUGAUUGGCAUAAUACAUAAAUCUGUCUCUAUCAACAAUUUUUAAAUAUUCAUUUAAACUUUCAAGUUGAAUUUUUACAUAAUUUUUUUAUUAAGGAAAAGAAACAACAUAAUUAAUUUUGUGUUACAAAUUGACAGGAAGAUUUUGUACAGGGUUUGUGCAAUAAUAAACAUUGUGCAUAUAAAUA
Molecule: messenger RNA, 6589 nt
Organism: Saccostrea cuccullata (small rock oyster)
Lineage: Eukaryota; Metazoa; Mollusca; Bivalvia; Ostreida; Ostreidae
Product: ras-associated and pleckstrin homology domains-containing protein 1-like
Exons: 14
Coding region: 428-4468 (1346 amino acids)
Biological process (GO): signal transduction
Source: RefSeq, a predicted model, not a curated record